This is a messenger RNA of Clonostachys solani, 879 nucleotides long. The record is from the annotation of a GenBank genome assembly. Lineage: Eukaryota; Fungi; Ascomycota; Sordariomycetes; Hypocreales; Bionectriaceae.
AUGUCGGCCAACUAUUGGGAAUCAACUCAGAGGCGUCACUGGCAAUUCACCAAGGAGCAGCUGGACUCGACUCGCCAGAAACUUGAGGAGGAAAAUGCCGAGCUCGUUCGCAUGUUCCCCUUGCCCCAGAUCAGGCAUCUCUAUAUCUACUUCAAUCAACAGAUUAUCAAGCUCAGCAAGAAGAUAUCGGUCCGGCAACAAUGUAUCGCAACUGCUCAAGUCUACCUCAAGCGUUUUUACUCCAAGGUCGAGAUCCGCCGGACAAACCCAUACCUCGUUGUCACGACAGCCGUCUACCUUGCCUGUAAGAUGGAAGAAGCUCCGCAACACAUCCGAAUGAUUGUCACCGAGGCGCGAGCAUUAUGGUCUGAAUUCAUCAGUCUGGACACCUCCAAGGUCGGCGAGUGCGAGUUCUUUCUUAUCAGCGAAAUGAGCUCCCAGCUACUCAUCCACCAGCCAUAUCGAACCCUGACAUCUCUCAGGAGCGAGUUGUCCAUGACAGAUGAAGAUGCGACGCUGGCGAAGUCUGUCAUUAACGACUCCUACAUGACGGACCUGCCCCUUACAACAAGUCCACACAUUAUUGGUCUCGUCGCAAUCCUCCUGGCACUGGUGCUGCGUCCCAGCCCAGGCAUGCCCGGACAGAAUAAUGGUGCUGCCGUAGGUUCUGAGGUUAUUAAGGAUAAGCCUCAGGACACGCGGAUCUCUCGGUUGCAGCAGUUCGCCUCCUGGUUGUCGGAUAGCCGGGUAGACAUCACAGCCAUGGUGGACGCCACGCAAGAGAUCAUAUCCUUCUACGAAUGCCAUGAACAUUAUCAAGAUAAGUUGACUAAGGAGCAAAUUAAUCGGUUUGUCAAGGCUCGUGGCCUGGACAAAUGA